AUGUCGACACGGCAGCCUUCCCGCGUUGUUUUUGUGGGAAACAUUCCAUAUGGCCUCACUGAGGAGCAGAUAACAGAAAUAUUCAGUGGGGCUGGAAGAGUUCUCAACUUCCGGCUGGUAUACGACCGCGAGACCGGUCGUCCUAAGGGAUUUGGCUUUGCAGAAUUUCCAGACUACGAUUCAUCGGCGUCGGCGGUAAGAAAUCUCAACGAUUACGAGAUAAUGGGUCGCAAGCUUCGAGUUGACUUCAGCAACGAAACCGUCAACGACGAGGACAAUCCCAGAGGGGAUCGAGAUGGCGCUGCCACUGGCGUCGUUGGUGGAGGAGGCAAUCCUAACAUGCCGAGCUAUCCCUCGCAACAGCAGCCGUCGCAACAGCUCCAGCAGCCCCCCAACGGUAGCGUUCCCCCGGGCGGGGCAUCUUCAUUGCCUCCCUUACCGCAGGGCAAAGAUCUCCCACAGGGCAUGAGCUGCACAGACGCCAUCUCACGGACGCUUAACACGCUACCGCCGGCACAGCUCCUCGACAUAUUGCAGCAGAUGAAGACGCUGGCAACCAACGACCCGAGCCGGGCUACCGAGCUCCUAAACCAGGCCCCCCAGCUCAGCUACGCUAUUUUCCAGGCGCUACUGAUUAUGGGGCUCGUAUCUCCCGAUGCAAUCAACUCCGUGCUAGAUGCCGGCAGCGCAGCCCCUCAGGCACCCCCCAUCUCUGCGGGCCCCACCCCCAUGGGUUACAGCUUCCCUGGCGCCACUGGCACACCCCCUAUUGGACCUGGAGGUGGUUACCCGCCGCCGCCUAUGGCCGUCGCCCCCGCGCCAGUCACAGUGCAAGCGCCCGCGCCUGCUUCUGCGCCCGCUCAGCAGGAUCCGGAAACGCUCAUGCGCGCCGUCAUGGAGCUGUCACAGGAGAUGAUCGACAUGCUUCCUGAGGCAGAGCGGCAACAGAUCAUGGCUUUGCGCACGAGCUAUGCUUCACAGCGGCGUUGA
Lasiosphaeria miniovina is the source of this 990-nucleotide messenger RNA. RefSeq names its product hinge domain of cleavage stimulation factor subunit 2-domain-containing protein. Gene Ontology annotation, biological process: mRNA 3'-end processing. Bases 1 to 990 code for a protein of 329 amino acids. Gene Ontology annotation, molecular function: mRNA binding. NCBI's taxonomy places the organism in Eukaryota, Fungi, Ascomycota, Sordariomycetes, Sordariales, Lasiosphaeriaceae. Gene Ontology annotation, cellular component: mRNA cleavage and polyadenylation specificity factor complex. The transcript has 3 exons. The record is from RefSeq and is a predicted model, not a curated record.